CAUCACUGCUUUCACCACAAAAACAAUAGCAUAUUCACCAUUUUCAUUUUCAAUUUGCUGGUGGUUCAAUUCGAUUCCUCCAGCUUGUUUGUAGCCGUAAUAAAGUGUUCUGAACAUUUUAAUUUUAUCAAUUGCGUAGACAGUGUUCGCUGAACAUUCAACAAAAGGAGUAAUAGAAUGCAAUCGCUACCAACGGAACGAAAACGAAAUCAACGCAAAUCGCCACUGACACCGAAAAAAUCAUUCCGAAAAGAAGAUUCACCACCAGUCGCGAUGCGUGUGGGUGGACGAGUGAAGAAAGCAAAAGUUCCGUUCGAUCCGUCUGAUGCUGUAACAAAGCGACGACAAACGGAUUCGUGUUUGUCUAUGAAAAGAGUUGCAGUUGGCAAAGACAGUCCCGUCGCACAAUACAGCUGCUUUAAUUGUAAAAAGUAUGAUAAGCCGGAGAACUUAGUUAACUGUAAGGCCGGCUGUUCGACUCAUAUUCAUCUCAAUUGUCUGCAAUCGAUUUGCGAAAACUUUGGGAAAAAUGAAGAACAGUCCUGGGAAUGUAACAGCUGUCAAUCAUGCACCGUUUGCAAUAAAGGCUCUUCUCCCCAGAAACCCAUUCUGAAAUGCUAUAACUGCUUCGCACACUUUCACGCAAAAUGUCACGGCUCCGAGGACAAAAUCAAAAUCAUCAAAGAGAAUCGAUUCUGCUGCGGCAUUUGCGGCAAACACCCGAAACGAGUGUCAACACCGAGCCGAACUGUGACGGAAAAGCCGCGAGCAUUCGCUCAACGGCGUGUGAAACCAACCGGUGCGGAUAACAAAUCGUCUGGCGGCGGUUUUCUCGGAUUCAAUGCAGACGAAGUGAUCGAAACAUCGUCAUCGGAUGAGGACGAAUCCAAUGAUUUGGUUCAAACUGCACGCGUUCAACGACCGGCGCAAAAUCGAAUGCCACAACGGCAUCCGAGCGGCACUGAUGACGAUGUGAGCAGUAUAGAUGCGUCCGAUUGGUCAAUUGAACAAGUUUUCAAAUAUUUUAAGAAUAUUUUUCCGAGACACGCGCACGUCUUCAAAGAUCACGAGAUCGAUGGACCAUCGCUCUAUCUACUAAAACGAGGUGACAUCGUCAAAGGGUUUGACAUUAAAAUUGGACCGGCGCUGAAAAUUUACGGCCAUAUAUUGAAGCUGCAAACAAAGAACAACGACCCAACACUGUCGUGGCACUGAUUGAAAACGAAAAGGUUCAUCGAUAUUGCAUAUUUUUGACGUAAAGUCUGAAGAUUUAUAAUAAAAACGACAAAUGAA
Messenger RNA from Bradysia coprophila, 1293 nucleotides. RefSeq lists its product as uncharacterized. Gene Ontology annotation, molecular function: chromatin binding; histone binding. Gene Ontology annotation, cellular component: nucleus. Gene Ontology annotation, biological process: negative regulation of DNA-templated transcription. The record is from RefSeq and is a predicted model, not a curated record. Lineage: Eukaryota; Metazoa; Arthropoda; Insecta; Diptera; Sciaridae.